Molecule: messenger RNA, 1125 nt
Organism: Penicillium expansum
Lineage: Eukaryota; Fungi; Ascomycota; Eurotiomycetes; Eurotiales; Aspergillaceae
Product: alpha/beta hydrolase
Exons: 1
Coding region: 1-1125 (374 amino acids)
Biological process (GO): protein depalmitoylation
Cellular component (GO): cytoplasm
Molecular function (GO): palmitoyl-(protein) hydrolase activity; carboxylic ester hydrolase activity
Source: RefSeq, a predicted model, not a curated record
AUGUCUCGAAAGCCAUACCCGAACCCAUUGGUCAUCCGGCCACUGAGUGAAGAGCACACACAUACUAUCAUUUCGCUUCAUGGAAGAGGUAGUAAUGCCGAGCGCUUCGGUCAUGAGCUCCUUGUGUCGACAAACCUACAAAAAAGACUUCCUACAGUGAAAUUUGUCUUUCCUACUGCGCGUAAGCGGCGGUCAACUGUACUCAAAAAGAUCCCAAUUCAUCAGUGGUAUGACAACUACUCCCUUGAAGAUCCUGGACAAAGAACAGACCUUCAAGUGGAAGGGCUCUAUGAGACGGCUGAAUUUAUUCGCGGCCUAGUCACCGCAGAAGCUCGGAUCUUGGGCGAUGAAAAUCAUUCAAAGAUCAUCCUGUGGGGGCUGAGCCAAGGAUGUGCCGCAGGCAUCUUCACCCUUUUAGGUGGUUGGGCCGACACCAGUGAAGCAAAUCCACUCGGGGCAUUUAUUGGGAUGAGUGGAUGGCUGCCAUUUGAACAGCAAUUACGCGAGAUUCUCCCAUCCGACGAAAGCCUAGUUUCGGCUGGAGACAAUUCUCAAAACAUACAAUCGGACGAUGACUCAUGCGAAGAAAGUGAAAGUGAAGAAGAGUCAGAAAGAGAUGCAUAUUCCGAACAAGGCUUCAACGAUAAUCUAUUAGAGGAAAGCAGCUCGUCACGUGAUGAUUUUGAUCCCUUCAAAGAGGAGAUUGAGGAAGACAGUGCACCACGUGAUGACUUCAAUCCAUUUGAAGAUGACGAGGAGGAAGCUCCGUUGGUCAUCCAAGCUAUCAACCAUAUUCGUGAUAUCCUUGCUCUUCCUAUGAUUUCAGGCAAUACGCCGCCAUCGGAAGACAGCCAUCCAUCGAGUUUAAGUCACCUCCAGACUCCUGUUUUUCUUGGCCAUGGCGCAGAAGAUCCCAAGGUCUCUGCGGGUCUUGGUGAAAAGAUGACUCGUAUUCUGUCAAAUGGUCUAGGAAUGGAUGUAACAUGGAAGGAAUAUCAGGGAUUGGGGCAUUGGUACCGUGCUGAAGAUGAGGUUGAAGAUAUUUUGAGCUUUCUUCGGGAUCGUGUCGGCCUACCAGUGAUAUCAGGGUCAUCCCUAGCAAAAGGGACGGAACAAGAGAAAUAA